This is a messenger RNA of Caenorhabditis briggsae, 2007 nucleotides long. Bases 1 to 2007 code for a protein of 668 amino acids. Lineage: Eukaryota; Metazoa; Nematoda; Chromadorea; Rhabditida; Rhabditidae. The transcript has 3 exons. The record is from RefSeq and is a predicted model, not a curated record.
AUGACAACGAUCGGGAGCAAGUCAAGAAGCAACAAGGACAAGUCGGUGGAUUCCGAGAAAAGUGAAGCGAGGACGACGACGAUGGAGAGCUGGGCAGAUGCGAUGCAGAAUCAGGUAACGCUGAGAGAGCGAAAGAAGCUUGUCAAAGGUUACGCUGAUUUCAUCGGAACCAGUGAGACAGUCGUGGAGAGUGUGCGUGAGCAGUUGGGCGUGCACAGCAAGUGUUCAGAGAGGCAGAAAGACGUGAUAGUGAAGCCAAUGAAAGAGUUUGUCAGCGAAUUGACAAAGCGCUACAACGAGCUGAGCAGUGGAAAGUGGGAGCGCGUUGUGAUGCGCAUCAUGCGAGAAAACGGGCUGGAAAAAUUGGAAGACUUGCGGGAUGCGGUCUUGCCGGAUGAUUUGACAGCGAGUAAGAAGAAAGAAAUACAGUCAAGAAAUAAAGAGAAAAUUCAGGUGCACUCAAGGAGAUCGUCGUCAAGGAGUUCGAAUGGUUCGUCGGUGGAUUGGCGCGAUGAGAGAAAGGAAAGAAAGACCGGUGAGUCUUUUUCUAAGAAGUGUGACCUAAAAAAUGAUCGAAGUGAAGACGGGCGCGUGAAGGUGAAGAAUUGGGAAGUGAAGAGCAGUGUGGGGGAUUUUCCGGAAGGAAGUGUGCGAGUCAGCGAAAGAAGAAAGUGUGAGCGCGACAGUGAGAGAUGUUCGCGAGUGUCACGGAACAGUUCGCGAAUAAUGGUGGAGUGUCUGAGCAGAAUGAUAAGGGCGUCAGCUCUGCCAGAGCCGGAGAAGUUCGACGGGAAAGGAGAUGUCAAAGAGUUCAAAAGAUCGUUCAUCCUCAAGUACAAAUCGGUCACGGAGUGCGAUGCCGAUAUGGUGGCGAUUUUAGAAGACAAGUUCCUUAAAGAUGCCGCAAGAACGUUGUUCAAGACACUUCCGAAUCGAUUCAAUCGAUCGAUCGAUUCGCUGUUCAAAGAGUUUGAAGAGAAGUUGAGAAGGAGGCAAGGAGAUCGCGAGGUGGAAGCUCUCAACGAGUUUGAGGAUUUAGAGCGAAAGCAAAAGCAGCCGAUGUGGGAGUUUUUGAUGUCUGUGGAGAAAUGGUCGAAGAGAGCGUUUCCACAUCUGGAAGAAGAGACACUGUCACAGCUGAGAGUCACAAAGCUUAUGAGAGCGCUGCGGGAUGAUCCGACGAUGCAAAAACUGAUGACUAUGAAGCGAUACGAGGUGGCGAAAAAGGACCAGUACGAGUUCCUUAAGGAUAUCGUUCUUCAGCAAGAGAACGAAGACAAGAGAAGGCAAGGGCUCGGAAAAUCGGAUCGACACGAAAAGAAGGAGAAUAGCUGGAAAAAGAAGCGAAGCGAGGCAGCAAAGCAGGAAAAUUCCGAGGAGAAAAAGGAAGGAUCGGAAGCUGGUAGCCAGGGGAACAGAAGUGAGAGUGAGAGCCAGAGAAGGGCAAGAUUGCGAUGCAAAAGUGAUAAAUGCAAAAGUAUAAAGAAGACAAUCAUCAAAGAGCCAGCAGUGAUAGCUUCCCCGAGAUUGAAAAUCUCGGGAAGAAGGAACAUUCUGGAAGUUCGGAAUUCGCAUGGAAGCGAUUUCAUGGAGAAGUACGAGUGGAAGAAGGUGAAGAAUGUGCUAUGGCUGUGGAGAGUCACAAAGGACGAGAAGGUCAACCAACGGAUUUUCGAAUUGAUCGAGAAGUUGGCAGAAGAAGUACCAGAAGUCAUAAUGGUUCCGUUCAAGCUGGAAUGUGUCAUGAAAGAAGUGGAUGAGGUGACAGAGGAGUGGAGAAAGAGGCUGAAGACGUUGAACAACGUGAAGCUUAUUGAUCCAAAGAAGGAAGUCGGAAAGCGGAAGAUGCCGCUCAUAGGGACAUCAUCGGAUGCGUAUGAGUCGAAAGAAUCGCUGGUGCGAUAUCUGGAGCAAGUGGCAAAGGAUAAUCCGUGUGUGAAACGACUGAAGGCGAUGUCGGCGGAGAAGGAGCAGCCACGUAGCAAAAUGACCAAGUCCGAUAAGUAA